CCUUGACCAUGAACUACCAUCGGCCCGAACCCCAAAACUUUCCCCAUUCCUCUGGGCUCAAAGCUCAGCUCACCCAUCUCCUACCCAGUCGCCACGCACGUUUCCACGUCCGCAUCACGAUACACCAAAUCGCCAGCGUCCCCCUCGUUACUGGUGCUUUUGGCGUACGAUGGAAGUUCAAGAACACGUUGAAGGGGAAGAGGGGGAAGCAGGGGGGAGUGGACACUGUCGAGCACGAACACGAGAAUGAGAAUGAGGACGAUGAUAGCUUCCGCAGCGCCGAAAGCCCGAACGCCCCCGCGCCGCCCAUGAGCAGUCGCUCCGCCACUUCGUCGUCUUCUGAAGUGAACCCCGAUGAGUCGGGAGGCGCUACGGCGACACGCGGCCAGACAUCAUGGGCGCCGUUGCAGGAGCACUCUGCGACGUGGGAUCACCACUUGGACGCCGUCGUGCAGAUGUCUAUCGAGCGCGAUAGCCACUUCCCCCGCUUGCUGCCCCAUCCUUUCAAGCUCACCGUGUGGCAGAAGGUCGUCGCCCACGAUCCCGACGCACCCCAUAACCCGCGCCUGGGAGUCGUCGAGCUCGAUCUUGCCGAGUACGCGGAUAGCUUCCCCCUUGAUGCGGGUGUCGCAUCGAAGGGUGUUGUGACACGUCGCUAUCUGCUGGGGGAGAGCAAGACGAACGCGACUCUGCGGUUGUCCAUCUCCGUCGAGCCCGUCCCCCCAGUCGCGCAUUUCGUAGCGCCUCCGCUGCCUAGCGCGGAGAUCCUCGCUGGGGUGACCACAUUGUUAUCGACCAAUGACGACGUGUAUCGCACACGUCCGCGGGCUCUCAAUCUCUAUGCGCCCAUCGAGAUCUCUCGACAGAAUCUGGAGGCGUACGAUGUGCGUAACAUCCCGCGAGUGCAUGGUCCCGGGCCGACCGAGUCGCUCAUCGACGCGCUCUUCAAUCCCACUCCUGUCCGCGACGAGCGUCUCGUGACGCCGUUCACGCGGCUUGUUUCGGCAGAAACUGGUUCCGUCGCAUCGUACACGACAGAGUCAUCGGCUGAUUCGAAAGGAAUCCAGCUAGGACACCGCCACACGUCAAGUGUGAGCCCGAGCAUCACGCCAAGUGUCAGCAGCAGCGCUCGGGAGAGCGCAGGACCCACUUCAGAACCCUCCGUUGCUCGCCCUUGGUGGAAGCGCAACCGAGACCCAGCGGCGUCUUCUGUCACUGUCGCUUGACCGCUCAUACUUAUGACUUACUAUGAUCUCUGAUGUUUUGAGCGUACAUUACUUACAUAUCGGGCUAUUUCGUCCCAACUACUCCCUUACGAUUUACUUAUCUUAUCUGGUAUUGUUGUAAUCAUAGACCGGCUUUGGUUGUGUAGAUCUCGCUGAACGUACUUACUGGCUGACAUAAACACGUUGUUGCACUUUUUGAUGAGGCUGAUGAGAUCAAAUGAGCGAGAAAAAUCACAUGUUAAUGCACCUUUUCCCUGUCCUCUCAUGCUCUCGUAUGCCCUUUCGACGGCCAGUAGCUACUUCUAUCUGCCUGUCGACGAAGAGGAAGAGCGUACAAUAAACGAUUACCGACGCAAGCAUAUAACCUGGUCAAGCGGCUCAACAUCUUCUUCUACGCGCAGAGAGUCUCCAGGCUCUCAAUCCUCCUCGAGGACAUAUGCAGGCCCAUCAUCUGCCGCUUUGGAUGAAGUUCUUGCGCACGAUGACCUAUAUUCAAUCCUGGGCGUAUCUCGAUCUGAAAGCCUCGAUAAGCUUACCCUCAGGCGAGCCUACCUAACAAGAAGCCGCUCCUGUCAUCCCGACAAAUUCCCAAACAACCCUGGAGCCACAAUCGCGUUCCAAAAAAUCGCCGUCGCAUACUCGGUGCUGAGUCAGCCCGCCUCCCGGCGGACAUACGACACACGGUCGCCGCAAGCGAAAUACGACGUGUUUGCGGCGAACCCCGCCGGCCAUGCGCAAGACACAUUCCGGAGCAUCGUCGUGGGAGUUUUCGACGACUUUCUCGAAGGAGACCUGGAGGUCAUCAGAUCGUUUCUCAAGGCUGUCAGUGAUAUCAAUCCGUCGUUGAGUCUAGGCGACGAAGGCAUCAAUUCGGUGCUGAAUUCGCUGCAAGGCAUCCGCGAUCGCGCACUCACUUGCCGGACCUGCGUGUUUGCGUUGCACGCUGAGUUGCUGCGGCUCGUCGAAGUGCAGCAUACGCUGAGGGGGCUGUCCUACUUUGAUCUCAUGGGGCGCAGCCGAGUGACGAUCCAGCUGACGAGGAUCACCCUGAGCCUCCCGAUUGCGUUGGAACGGGCUGUCCUCGAGGCCAAUGGAGCCGCUGAAUACGACGGCUCGAUUCUUCCCAGCAAGAUCGCCACUCUGAUACGGGGGAUAGAUAUGAUUCUGGAACGCAUGGAAAAUAUGCUCACACGCUGA
Molecule: messenger RNA, 2423 nt
Organism: Mycena citricolor
Lineage: Eukaryota; Fungi; Basidiomycota; Agaricomycetes; Agaricales; Mycenaceae
Source: the annotation of a GenBank genome assembly